GUGUGGCUUUGUUGGAGUAGGCAUGGCCUGGUUGGAGGAAGUGUGUCUCUGUGGAUGCAGGCUUUGGGAGGGCGGUCUCAUAGAUGCUCAAGCCACGCCCAGCAUCUCAGACCACUUCCUGUUCCCCGGGGAUAAAGACCGUAGCUCCUUCUCCAGCACCAUGCCUGCUUGCCUGCUGCUGUGUCCUGCCUUGAUGAUAAUGGACUGAACCUCAGAACUUUCUCAUUUAACAUGGAAGAUGAGUUCUUUGGAGAAAAAAGCUUCCAACACUAUUGUGCAGAAUUCAUCAGACAUUCACAACAGAUAGGUGAUGGUUGGGAAUGGAGAACAGCCAAGGAAUGUUCUGAUGGCUACAUGUGCAAAACACAGUUUCAAAUAAAAAAUGGGACUACGACAUCACAUCUGGGAACACCUGCGAAUAUACAAACGUGUCUUCCAACAGAGGAGAAUUUAGAGCUCCCGGUGGAUGAUUCUGAAGUGACGGAGUCCGCAGCAGCAUCCGAAGCAAUUAAAUAUGAGUAUCAUGUCUUAUAUUCCUGCAGCUACCAAGUGCCUGUUCUUUACUUUAGGGCAAGCUUUUUAGAUGGGAGACCUUUAGCCCUGAAGGAUAUAUGGGAAGGAGUCCACGAAUGCUAUAAGACGCGACUGCUGCAGGGACCGUGGGACACCAUCACCCAACAGGUCAGAGUCUUUUCCUCUCAUUGAUGCAGUUCUUUACCU
Messenger RNA from Peromyscus eremicus (cactus mouse), 720 nucleotides. RefSeq names its product autophagy related 10 (gene Atg10). The record is from RefSeq and is a predicted model, not a curated record. Gene Ontology annotation, cellular component: intracellular anatomical structure. Gene Ontology annotation, biological process: protein lipidation; macroautophagy; protein modification by small protein conjugation. Bases 232 to 705 code for a protein of 157 amino acids. Gene Ontology annotation, molecular function: Atg12 transferase activity. The transcript is spliced from 5 exons. Lineage: Eukaryota; Metazoa; Chordata; Mammalia; Rodentia; Cricetidae.